Molecule: messenger RNA, 1148 nt
Organism: Tachysurus vachellii
Lineage: Eukaryota; Metazoa; Chordata; Actinopteri; Siluriformes; Bagridae
Product: urokinase plasminogen activator surface receptor-like
Exons: 5
Coding region: 109-732 (207 amino acids)
Source: RefSeq, a predicted model, not a curated record
AAAAAAACAGGCUUUUUCUCUGACCGUACUCACAUCUUAACCUCAUCCGCUUCAUCUUCAGACCUAAACUUCUACAAAAAAUUAUAAACUUCUACAAAAACGCCAAACAUGAAGAUGAUUCAAGUCAGUCUGCUGCUCACAUGCAUGCUUUUCUCCAAAGCUUUGUCACUGAAUUGUUAUCAGUGUGUGUCAUCAUCGUCUGUGGAAUGUUCAAAAGAACAGGUAACCUGUCCGGAUCAAUGUUUCGCUGCCACCACUUCUGUGUACUUAAGUGGUACAAUGAUGUCAGAGAUCAAUUCGAAGACUUGUGGUGUGGCAGAAAUGUGUGUAAGCUGGAGCAUGAACCUGGGAAUAAUGAAAGUGACCAACAAUGCCAAAUGCUGCAAGACUAAUCUGUGUAACAGUGAAACAAUUCCAGCCCCAUCCAAGCAGGUGCCCAAUGGGAAAAGGUGUUAUACCUGUGAGAGCGACAACUGCAAAGCAUCAUUGAACUGUGAAGGAGAUGAAGAUCACUGCAUCUCUGCAUCAGUUCAACAAGGGGGAAACACCAUGUCAGCGAAAGGAUGUGUGUCCAAGAGCUUAUGUGAUAUGUCUAAAAAAGAGAGCGUUUCAGGAAUCGGCAUAACGAAGUUUCAGUGUUGUGAGGGGAACUUCUGUAACGGUGCUGAGAUCUUCACACUGAGUUUCCUCCUCAUGAUCGUCCCUCUGAUCUCCUCCAUCCUCUUCUCCUAAACUAUGAGCUGAUGAAGGAUGUUACAGCAUUAUUACAAGGCUUGUCUAAUCACACUAAGCAGAAGUCUGCUUAUAUUCUUUGUUGGUAUAUAUAUAUAAUGUCAUAUCCUGCUAAAUGUAUCAGAUGUGUCUCAUUGUUCUGUUAGGAGACUGUGUGAUGAUGAUGAUGAUGAUGAUUAAGAUAAAACCUGUAUGCACAGAACCACAAAGAAAAAAUGCAAAAGUCCCAAAAAUCAUCACCAAGAACCAAAGUCCUGUAAUCAACUGAAUAUUACUCAGGUUUAUAGAUUUUUUUAAACCAUUUUAAUAUAAAAUAAAUUGCUGUGUAUGGAACAUUUUUAUGCUUUAAUGGGAGAGAAGCAAAUUACUUGAUGUUUAUCUGCUCAUCAAAUAAAGAAACAUACAUAUUAAAAAAA